This is a messenger RNA of Didymodactylos carnosus, 726 nucleotides long. Lineage: Eukaryota; Metazoa; Rotifera; Eurotatoria; Philodinida; Philodinidae. The record is from the annotation of a GenBank genome assembly.
AUGAAAUUACGUUCACACGAAAUAUUAGUAUCAAAUCGAAAAGAAAAUGAUAAACAAACAUCAUCGUUUAAAACAUUUCGUAAAAAUUUAUUCAAAAAGAAAUUAUCAAUUCCAAAACAAACCAAUCAACAACAUUUACACAAAAAAAUACCACAUUAUUUUAGAAAAAGUAUAUUACGAUUUUUAGUUGAGUCUACAAAUAAUAUUCAUUCUCAAGUUUCUUCAACAAAUGAAGAUUUGAUUUUAUAUAAAGAUAAUAAUCAAAUUGUUGUUCCUCCGCCUCUUCCUCCUUCUCUUCCAUCAAAAAUGAUUCGUCGUACUCCAUUAAUGGGUGUUCAAGCAUUGAAUAAACAGAAAAUAUUACGUCGUACAAAUUCUGUACAUAUUAGAUCGAUAACAAAAGAACAAGAAAAACCGAUAAUUGAAAUACAAUCAUUGGAUGAUACAGCAUUAGAUUCAAAUAAUUAUGAUAUGACAGUAUUAGAAAUGGAAAAAUAUAAUGAUCAUCAUUUAGAAACAAUAACAAAAAAGAGAAUACCACGUUGGGCUCGAAAAAAUGAAUUGCAAGUAGCAAUUGUAAAUCAAGUAUAUUUUCAACGAAAUCCAAGUGAAAUAUUUGGUUCAUGUUCAAAUUCUCAUUUAAAAAAUAUGUUAGACUCUUUACUACACAAUAUUGAUGACAAUCGAAAUAGUCACGAUUCAAUAAUGACAAUUACUAGAUUUUGA